Cladophialophora immunda is the source of this 3954-nucleotide messenger RNA. RefSeq lists its product as uncharacterized. NCBI's taxonomy places the organism in Eukaryota, Fungi, Ascomycota, Eurotiomycetes, Chaetothyriales, Herpotrichiellaceae. Gene Ontology annotation, biological process: DNA-templated transcription. The record is from RefSeq and is a predicted model, not a curated record. The transcript has 5 exons. Bases 1 to 3954 code for a protein of 1317 amino acids. Gene Ontology annotation, molecular function: zinc ion binding; heme binding; monooxygenase activity.
AUGGGCGUGCUUAGUAUAUUGAUCAGAGGCUUGGGCGUCUGUAUCUUUGUCUUGGUGGCUUUGGCUGUCCACCGAUGCUGUUUCCACCCUCUCCGCCAGUUCCCCGGGCCUUUUCUCGCUUCCAUUACCAAUCUCUGGAAAGUCCAGCAGGUCCUUGGCGAGCACUAUGAGGACACCCUCUUGUCUCUCCAUAGGCGGUACGGCUCAAUCGUUCGCAUCGGUCCUAACCAUCUGAGUGUGAGCGACGGUGGGGCGCUCAAGUCAAUAUACGGGGCCGGGCGUUCUUUCGAAAAGGGUCACUUCUACGACGCUUUCACCGCCCUGAGACCAAACCUCUUCGGCGCACGAGAUGAAGAGGUCCAUUCCGCACGACGAAAGGCGGUCGCGUACAGCUUUUCGAUCCAGUCCGUGUCGAGCAUGGAAAUCUACAUGGACCAGUGUAUGGAAAAGUUGAUGAAACGCUUGGACCUAGCGGCCAAGGACUCCGAGACAAUCGACUUGAAGCACUGGAUUUCCCUCUUCGUGAUUGAUGUUCUGGGUGAGCUUGCUUUCUCACGCUCGUUCGGGGCCCUCGAAAAGGGAGGAUCAGAUAUCCUCGAAAGUCUACGGACCCAUGUGAAACUGGCCAUGGUGUCGGGGCAGAUCCCCUGGGUCAUCCCUUAUGUGCAGAAAUACCUCCAGAACGUUCCAAUACGCAAGAUCCGUGACAGUAUCUCGGGGCGACAGUUGUUACGACUUAGGGCCAUCGAUUCCGUCAACGCCCAACUGAAUCUUCCCCGAGAUCGCAGAGAUCUGCUCGAGCGGCUGCUCGAAGAGUUAGACUCCGGCACCGACUCGAAAGGCAGAACCUUUGACUUGGUGGAUGUACAGACCGAAGCUUUCGGCUUCAUCAUCGCAGGGUCGCAUACUACCGCAGCCAGCACGACACUGCUCCUCUGGCAUCUGCUCCACAACCCUGCGAAGCUUGAAAAACUCAGAAAUGAGAUAGACACCGUCCUCACCCCUACCAAUUCCUCCAUCUAUCCGUUCAGCUCCAUUUCAGACCUCGCCUAUCUUGACAGCUGCAUAAGCGAGGGGUUUCGAAUCAAUCCGGUCUUUGUGAUGCCACUGAUACGAGUGGUACCGCGAGGUGGACAAGAGAUCGCGGGCUCUUUCGUUCCUGGCCACACAGACGUGAGCAUUUCGAACUACGUUCUGCAUCACAACGAGAAGGUCUUUGGCCCGCGUUUAGAAGAGUUUUGCCCAGAAAGAUGGCAGGAUGCAGACUAUGACAAGGCCAAAUAUCUGAUGCCAUUUGGCUCCGGCCAUCGCGCUUGCAUAGGACGGAACAUUGCGACGAUGGAGAUCCGAAAACUGAUUGUCAGUCUUCUUGCGAAUGAUGUUCUUCGUCGGCACAUAAAAGAUCACCACGAUGGUGCCAGCGAAGGAUCAGACAAUUUCAACACGUUUACGGUGCAAGACAGCACUAUCCAGAAUGUCGAGCAGUGUUCGGGCCCAGGGCGUUACGACCAUCCGCUGGGGGUUUUCGGACAAGACGUUCAGCGGUCUCUUAUGAAUUUGCAAGCCAUUGACGCUUCUCCCGAGCUAGAUCGGUAUGACCUGUGUGGUAGCCUGGCUCCCUUUGAGGCUUACGACUCCGGAUUGAGUCAAUUUACAAUGUCGAUUGCUCAGAACAGCGGGGUUGUGGACUCUGCCUCCUCUCGUCACGGCCGUCCAACGUCCAGCUUGGGUAGCUACAAAGCCUCCGAAGACUCCAUCUACGCAGAAUUCUUAUCGGGGCAGUCCAAUGAGCCCAGCAUGCUUGACAUGGCUCCCUGGACCUCUCUUGGUCUGGAUGACAGCCUGAGCUCGACAUCUCUCCCUCCCACGGCCGAUCUCGGCGUAGACCAACUCGAACCUUUAAACGGCCACGAAACUACUCGGCUAACGGAGGAUUUCUUAUGGUUGGAAUGGGCCUGUCAGCUUCAGCACGAACGGGACGUAUAUGUUUCGCCGCCAUCGGAUUCGAUACGCGACCGUUCGAUGCUGCUGCCUCACCACAAUGGGCGAGUCGAUGCAGCCGACCGGCUGCCGGCAGAAUGUUCACGAGUCGAUAGCCUUGCAACAUCAAUGACAUACAGUGACCUGCAGUCGAAGCAGACCACGAUAGCCCCCGAGAUGGCUUUCGCCGCAUCCGCAAGACAGAUUGUUGGAAGUCAACGUCUUUGGCCGUCCGACGCCAGGCUAGAAGACCACCUAUUGUGCCCCAAGUGGUGGAACCACAUCAUUGUCGAGUGCACAGGAAAUUUGUUCUCCAUACAAGACUCCAGUGCAAGGAAAAGGAGUCAGCCAGUGCAAGCGCUUGAUGCCACGUCUUAUUGUGGCUUCGACCGCGAAUGUCGGUCACGACUUGUCCGGAAGUUGGAACUACAACACGGCGGCCAAAAUUCCUCGGGCUUGCCGGACGUCCCAUUUCCAUCUUCAGAAGUCCUAGCAGUGAGUUUGAACCUCUACUUCCGCCACUUUCACCCGCGAAUGCCCUUUAUCCACCGUGCCACUUUCCGGGCCAGCACAUGCGACGAGAGCGUCCUCCUUGCCAUGUGUCUAGUAGGUCUCACCUAUCUCGAUGACAAGGACGCACACAGAUGCGUGGGGCUGUUGUUGCCGGCCGCUGUUCGGAGAUGCAGGAAAGGGUUGGGUUCGAGCACAGAUUGGGAGAGUAAGCCGUCUCAGCUUCUGGCUUACCUAGCUUCCGCCAUGCUCCUGCUGUGUGUCUCACGCAUGACACCGGCCAAAUUCUUUGACGGCUGUGUACGGAUGAUGUACUCUGAAGCCAUAUCGCUGGCCCAACGCCACAGCCUUUUUCCCGUAAGCAGUGGCGAUGAUGCCUUGCAGGCGUUUCAAAACACCACCAACGGCCAGGAGGAAUGGGAGGCGUGGGCCCGCGUCGAAAGCAUCAAACGACUAUGCGUGUGCUUGUCAAUGGGCGACGCAAUGUUCUCUCACGAGUACGAAAGAAAACCGAUCCUUCACUUCGAACUAGCCAAGUACGUUGCCCCUUACAACAUUGCAUCUUUCGACGCUCCGGACGCAGACGCCUGGCGCAAUUCAUUACAUGGUUCGCAGAAGGAGGUGAGACUCCAUGUGUUGAGUCUGCCGCGCUCGACCGGAGACUACGAAAUGCAUGGCCUCUUCGCGAUUUGUUGGGCUCUGAUAUCAAAGGGCCGGCAUCGUCUCUCGGCACUUGCAGACGAGCACUCUCCGUAUGUCGACUCUGCAAGAGCACUCUCCCAGGAUCCUCAGAUCCGAGUUGCGGUCAAGGUGUUGUCGGCGGUCCAUGGUUGCUACAGAGGCAUAUUCGACUCGCUGAAUCCCAACUGUCUGGUUUCCUGGCACAACACCUGCAUGAAUCUCACUGCAGAUCGAUUUCUAUUCCAAGACGCCGCCGGAAGAAACGGACUCGCUCGUGCGAAAGCCGCCCUCAAAAUUGUCACACAGUGGUCUGAAACCGCCGCCGCUCGGCGAGCAUGCCUGCACGCCGCACAAACGUUCCGACUCUUGAGUCGUCGAAGCAUCUCCGAUGGCAUGAUGUUCCAAUCCGAAACUGCUUUGUUCGAGUCCGCCUUGGUUCUGGGACUCUACUCAUACGUGAGACCACAGACUCAGCGAGACAGUGGGCCUUGCGAACAGUUUGAGCUUCUGAGCGACGUGGACUGGACCGACAUUGGUGGGCUUGGUCUGAGCUAUUCGGACGAGGACGGACUCGUGACGAAGAUGGUUUCUGGAGAAUCUCCAAGCAGAAGAUUCAUCCGAGAUGGCCUCCCGGUGUCCUUCGAAGGCGUUGCUUGUUCCGGAGGUUUUCGGUCUGCCCAACAAAUCUUCCUCGCCUUCUUGACCCUGGUGAGACAAGUCGCAACGUGGAAUGCCGAGAGAUAUUUACCAAUUCUUCGGAGCUUGAGCUUUCGCCAGCCGUAG